UUGGUUGACGUCAUUGGGUUGUAUGAGGUGUUGUCUGCCUGAAUAAUGGAGGUAGAAGAGGAAAGGCCUGCGUGCAUCAGGUCAUAAGGGUCCAUUUAGCGUUAUCCCAGUCCUACACAUACCAAGCGAAUAUUUGGCAUUUCAUGUAGAGCAAGUGGUGGCUUCUAAUGUCGGACAAGUGCUGGCAGCAAAUGUUGGAGAAGUGCUGGCAUCUCAUGUAGAAGUGUGACUGUUGUUGGAGAAGAAAACAACAUGGCUGCGGUGGAGUUAGAAUGGAUCCCAGAAUCACUGUAUAACACAGCUAUCUCUGUCGUGGUGGAUAAUUACAGUCGAUCGAGGAAGGACAUACGUUCACUCCCAGAAAACAUCCAGUUCGAUGUCUAUUAUAAGCUUUACCAGCAGGGCAGGCUGUGUCAGCUGGGAGGGGAGUUUUGUGACCUGGAAGUCUUUGCCAAAGUUUUGCGGGCUUCAGACAAAAGGCACCUCCUCCACCACUGCUUCCAGGCCUUAAUGGACCAUGGGGUGAAAGUUGCCUCAGUGCUAGCCAAUUCUUUCAGCCGCCGCUGCUCCUACAUUGCAGAUUCUCACAUCCAUGUCAAAGAGAAGGCCAUCCAAUUUGGCUUUGUGUUGGGGGGUUUCUUGUCGGAUGCAGGCUGGUAUGGAGAUGCAGAGAAAGUGUUUCUUUCCUGCUUGCAGCUCUGCGGGCUCCACAGUGAGGUGCUACACUGCUACAGGGCCGUGGAAUGUUGUGUCAGGAUCCUUCAUGUGCGCAAUGGCAAUUGUAAAUACCACCUGGGGGAAGAGACCUUCAAGCUUGCUCAGUCUCAUAUGGAGAAGUUAGCCAAACAUGGCCACCAGGCCAACAAGGCAGCAUUGUACGGCGAGCUUUGUGCCUUGCUUUUUGCCAAAAGUCAUUAUGAUGAGGCAUACCGAUGGUGUAUAGAGGCCAUGAAGGAAAUUACUCCUGGCCUCCCAGUUAAAGUAGUGGUCGAUGUCCUUCGCCAAGCCUCCAAGGCUUGUGUGGUGAAGAGAGAGUUCAGGAAAGCAGAACAGUUGAUUAAACAUGCCGUGUUUCUUGCAAGAGAACACUUUGGGCUCAAGCAUCCUAAAUACUCUGACACUCUGCUGGAUUAUGGAUUUUACUUAUUAAAUGUAGACAAUAUAUGCCAGUCUGUUGCUAUAUACCAGACAGCGCUGGACAUCAGACAGUCUGUGUUUGGAGGAAAGAACAUCCAUGUUGCCACAGCCCAUGAAGAUCUGGCCUAUUCCUCAUAUGUUCACCAGUACAGCUCUGGGAAAUUUGAUAACGCUUUAUUCCAUGCAGAACGUGCCAUAGACAUCAUUACUCACAUUCUGCCUGAGGACCAUCUGCUCCUGGCGUCCUCCAAGAGAGUGAAAGCCUUGAUCUUGGAAGAAAUUGCCAUUGAUUGCCACAACAAAGAGACAGAAGAGCGCCUCCUGCAGGAGGCACAUGACCUGCACCUGUCCUCGUUGCAGCUAGCAAAGAAGGCCUUUGGGGAGUUCAACGUGCAGACAGCCAAACAUUAUGGCAACCUAGGACGACUCUACCAAUCCAUGAGAAAGUUUAAGGAAGCAGAGGAGAUGCACAUCAAAGCCAUCCAGAUUAAGGAGCAGCUUCUGGGCCAUGAGGACUACGAGGUGGCACUAUCUGUGGGUCAUCUGGCCUCCCUUUACAACUACGACAUGAACCAGUAUGAAGAUGCAGAGAGGCUCUACCUGCGCUCCAUUGCUAUCGGAAAGAAGCUGUUUGGAGAAGGCUACAGUGGGUUGGAGUACGACUACAGAGGCCUCAUCAAACUCUACAACUCUGUGGGUAACUAUGAGAAGGUAUUUGAAUACCACAAUAUUUUAUCCAACUGGAACCGACUGAGGGACCGACAGUUUGCCGUGGCGGACGCCCUUGAGGAUGUCAACACCACGCCCCUGCAGACCCAGGAAGUGGUACAAGCUUUCCUAUUGGCUCAAAGCUUACCCCACCAAACCCCAAUUCAGCCAAGCCUUGGGUGACAUCAUACAGAAGAUAAAGGCACGUGGCGAGAAGACCAGAGAGGACAUCAAGCAGGUACAAAGAUGCCUCUGUUGCAACUGCUGCUUUCAGAGCCGUUAUCUGGUGUAGAUGAUUGACUGCACACGGACACACACUGAUAAAUGUACCCAUGCAAUCAUACAAAUAAACAAUGUCACUGCCCAAAUGUCAAAACAAACCUAAAGUUUGCAUCUUGUUGCAUCUCAGAGCAGAAAACAUCCUGUAAGAAUCAUGUGUCCUAAAGGAUGUCCACACCAACACCCACAUUUCACUUCAAAAGGUCAAAGUUGCUUUUUAUUCAAAUUCUAACAUGCUCCAUGAAGAACCAAACAACAUUCUGGGGUCCCGGUGGACAGCAUCGAUACAGACAGUAAAAAAAUCUAUAUUAAAUAGCAGCAGGGUUGCCCGCCAUCCCUUGAAAAACACAACCAUCCCGUAUUUACAAACUAAAGUACACAUCCCGUAUUGAGUUGAAACUGUGGCCGUUUUAUUAGCGCGGGAAUCAAAAAUAGUUGGUAAAACGUCAGUGGAAUUAAUGAUUGACAGGGAGCUUUACAUGAAAUUUGAUGGCAAACUUCCUCACAGCCCUUUCCUGCUCUGUCAGCAGUGAGAGAAUAAAAGAAUAGAAUUCACCAACUCUUCUCUUCAUUCCUGUGAUGGUAUACACUUAUGCCCUUUGUGGCAGAGGGUGCGGGUUCCAUACCCGGCCAGGGUAACAUUAGGCAGUGCAUCCGGUGUAAACAUUGUGGCGACCUCUAACGGAGAAAAAAGCCAAAAGACAGUUUUUUAAGACACAUAGUUUCUUCAGAUCAUUUUGUUAUUGUGUACAAAAAUACAUUAUUGAACAAUUUGUUUCCCAAAACAUUCAUUUUUUAAAUUAAAGUUCAGCUUCCAGUGCUGGGUUGUCACAUGACGUCACAUCCAGCCUCAAAGAGAUGGGCGGCUGGGGACCAUUGGCCUGUGACACAUUCAACAAAUUAAAUUAAACAAAAAAAAACAACAAUGGAAAAAAAGAGCAAAAAGGUGUAAGUGUGAAUAAUAAUAAUACACUUUGUCACCUAAACACAAAGCUAACACAAAGUUUUAUUUUGAAAGCUAUAUAAAGAUUUUUUUUUAUUUUUUAUUUUUUGCCUUAUUACAAGAUAAAAAAUAUCAAAUGUCCCCUGCAUUCUUUGGCUUUUCCACUUUUCGGUGGAAAAAGUUUGUCCACCCCGGCAGUAACGGGUAACCUAAUUAAUUACUAGGGAUGUUUGAUGAUAUCAGCCAUUUAUUGGCAUAAAAAUGUUUUUCCCUAUAAUGAAAACCGCUGUAACCACUGUAAAAACUGCUUUAUAUAGGCCUAUGGGCCCCCCGUACUGGCCAUCAUUGAGGCGUCCCAUGGCGGCAAUAUGUGGAAAUACUUUGUCACGUCCUGUGUUAUUCCUCGCAGUCUGAACUGGGCUUGAUAUGUUGAAACCACGGUUGUGGGUGUACCGGAAAUAGCACCGACGUUGGCUAACUCGUUAGCUUGAAGCAGCACCGGCACGGUUUUGUUGUCUCUGUUGAAGGGUCACCAAAUGUGUAGAUACGAUUCACAACGAGACAGGAGUUGAGGUAGGUGGCACCAGUCAGUUUACUUUCCACUCAACUCAACAACAAGCAACAACUCUUUAGCAAAUAGCUAAGUGGCUACAGCCACAGACUACAACAACCUCAUUACUCAGAAAUGGAAGUACACUUAGAUAGGUAGAUGGAUAGAUACUUUAUUAAUCUCCAAGAUAAAUGCCUAAAACAAUAUUGUGGGUCACAACAACGUGAUAAUUCCAUGACAGGAGAUGUCUGAUCUUACACAUAUCGGUAUCGGUUGAUAUCGGAAUCGGAAAUUGAGUUGGACAAUAUUGGUUAUCGACAAAAAAGCCAAUAUCGGACAUCCCUAUUAAUUACUAUCCCGAAUGUUACAAUGCCCCGAAAGAGUCACAGAGUCUGACACUAUUUUUUAAACUUUCUGACUCAAACACGCCAACACUGUAUACAGUAAUCCUUUAUUUAUUACAGUUAAUUGGUUCCAGACCCGCCCGUGAUAAGUGAAUUUCUGUGAAGUAUGAUUCCUUAUUUAUAAAUGGGAUAUUUUGGUAGUUAGAGCAUAGAAAGCCUGUUUGCCGCCUUCUAAAUACGCUUUUUAACAUUAUUAGAGCGGUCUAGACAUGAAAUAACAACCUUAUAGUCAGCUUUACACGCUUAUUACCCAAUAUAGUAGACAUAAUAAGAGAAAAUACGACUCAUGCUCGUGUGUGUUGCAGUAAAUGUUUUCCGGUGCUAUAAUGUGCAACCAAGUCAGCUGCGGCUGCUUUCCGGCUUUUGAUUGGACAAAAUGAACAUGACAGCCAGUGAAUGUGUUUUUAUGUGGACAACUUUCUUUCUUUCUUUCUUUCUUUUUUUUUUUAACUCCACAGUAGUGAAAAUGUGCCUUUUUCAAAAAUAUCCGUGUUGGUGUGGACAUGGUCUGAGAAGAGCUGGUGGAAAGUGUUUAGAAAGUGAAUGGUGCCUUCCAAAAAGGCCUAUCAAAACCACAAUAACACACACUGCUAAGAUUGACAAGCAGCUAGUGCCUCAUGUCCAACCCGUUGCUGUUCUUUACACUUCCUCUAAGAAGAAAUCUCCACUUCAUGAAAUAAAAAUGGAGCUAGCCUCUCUGCUUCGUAUGAGGACCACCACAGCGUCUCACUUUGGGCACAUGGAAACAUUAAAGGAAAAAUGUUUGGAAUUUUGCCCAUCAUCCACAAUUCUUAUGUGAGACAUGAACACACAUCAUUCUCUUUGCUGUGCAAAGAGAAAAAAGGGAAAAAAAGAGGCAGUUAAGAAUGCACGUAAUGGGACACAUCUAUUCCACCUCCAAAGCCUGCUAUGAAAACACCUUCAAAAACCUCCAACAAGGUUUUAUGGUUUUCUAUCCAUGCUGUGAGCAUGUAGUAACAGGUACAUUCAUGCCAUAUUUUGUUCAUGAGCGGAACUUCCUUACUGGGUGCAUUGAUUUCACAUAGCAACAUAGAAAGGAACGCUACACCUAGCGUUAACUUUUCCAGAAACAAAAACACAGCAGCAGUGGCGGCAGAUCCAGUAUUUAGCGUAAGCUAUUGGUGAACGAGUCAUUGUGAACGAGUGUGUGGUGAAGCUAGUCGCUAGCUGGCCCGUAGCUACCCAGUGCGGCAUGGCGAGGUGUCACUACGCCAGUAACGUAGUUCUUCAGCCUAACAAUGUUAAUAACAAUAAGAAUAACAUUGUCGCUGUAGCAUGGUUUAAUAUGAAGGUCACAUUAUGUAAAUACUGUAGAGCGUUGUUGGCACUUUUUGGAGGUUUUUUCAGAACGCUUUGUAGGCGGAGUAGGUGUGUCCAAUUACGUGCAUUAAUUAGGUGCCUUUUUUAGCUGUUUUUAUAUCUUUAGAACACACAGAAGAGAGAAAGACGUGUGUGUUCAUGUCUCACAUAAGGAUUGUGGAUGAUGGGCAAAAUAAAAUAAAAAAAAAACACUUUUCCUUUAAACUUCCUGCUAAGCGCAUUUUCAAAGAUAACACACAAAUCCUGCCGCCUCACAAAAUGAGUUCCAGCCUUUAAACUUGGCAGAUCAGAGCUUUAUAUGCUGAAGUAACAUUGUUAUAUUUCACGUACAUGAACGUAUUUUCAACAUGACAUCAGAGUUUGUUUCCCCAACCUGGUACAUGAAAUCAUGACAGUGCAAUCAUGGAGUAAAUAUGAACUUGCAUACAUUGGGACAGUUAGUAUUUGAUCCCCUGCUCAUUGUGCAAGGUUACCUCCUUACACAAUCAGCAGAGGACGAAAUACUUCUUUCCCCACGGUGUAUGCAGGUCUUUGUACUUUACUUACUAGAUGAGGCGUUCAUUGUGAAGGAAGACGUAUUUAAAAAGUGUGUAGUGCUACAUGUACAGUCUUAUGUUAACACUGUGAAAAUGUUAUCAUUAUUUAGGUUUGAGUUUAUAGCUGUAGAUCAGGAUAUAUACAGAACGAUGGAUGCCCAAGUGUUCACUUGACAUGUCAUAAAAAAUAAUAAAGACAUUUUAACAGGGUUAGAGUGCCUUGGGUUUUUGCAGUUUUUGGUGUUCACUGAUCGGUACCUGCAUUCACCAGCCUGCUGUUAUCUGUCUUUCUGACAGAACCAUACGUAAAAGUGCUAAAUAAACCAUAUGCUUUCAUUCGUAUGUGGGUAUGUGACUCACUCACACACACACACACACACACACACCUGUGUCCUUUCUUUCUUUCCCACUUGGUCCUAUCAGUGUUCCCAUGAAAGUGCGUUGCUGUUUCUCUUCAACACUUGAAUUCACUUUCCCAGUAACAAUCAGCCUUUUCCCAUCACAGUGUUUGACACCCAAACAUUGUUUCAGGUAAAAUGUACCUGUGUGUAGAUAGACUAUAUUGGAGCAAUACCCUACAAAAUAGCAUAAUCACCUCAUUUUUUUAAAGUUGACUUACUGUCGGGGUAAAGCAGUAUGGCAUCCUCGCGGUUCGGUGCCUACCUGGGUAUGAAGGUGACGCUUCGCUUCGUUUUGGGUACAGUGAGCGUACAAAGGACAAAUCAUGAAACUACUUAGCCAAUAAAUACAAUUCUAAAAUACAAAAUCAACAAAUAUGAUAUACAGUCAUCCCUCGAUUAUUGCUGUUAAUUGGUUCCGGACCCGACCGCGAUAAAUGAAUUUCCGCAAAGUAGGAUUCAAUAUAAAUAAAUUGAAUAUUUUCAUAUUUAGAGCAUCGAAAGCCUGCUUGUGACUUUCUGAAUACAGUUUUUAACAUUAUUAGAGGCUUAGACAUAAAAUAACACCCCAAUAGUCACCUUUUCUUUUUUUACUUUACAUUGCGCAGGCUACGGGAUCAGUGCAGGGACAUAACAAACGGCUGCCGCUAGCAUAGCAAGCUAGCGAGCUAACUAGUUAGCCACUCCAAUGUACUUAUUCUAAACUUAAGAAAAUGCUCCAAACGGAGUGGGGAAGAGGACAAAGAAGCCAAAAACAUACCACUUCCACAUGGAAUGAGAGGAGACCCUUUUUUCACUGGAUCUCAGCCAUGGCAUGUUGGCUCGACUUUGCUGGUUCAGUAGCCAGUCUCCUUGCACUGUGAAAGGUAAUGCAAUUUAACGUCAUGUCUUUUAACAUUACUGAUGCCUCGUGACCACAAUACUACAUAUAACUUGACUUUUAGUAUUUUAUUCACUAGGCCAUAGUUAACCAUGAAUCAUCAUUUAUUAAUUAAAUCUUUUUGUAUUGUGAGGGAGCGAUAUUCGAACUGCGAUAUAAGAAGGGACGACUGUACAGUGAAAUCUAGAUUAGCAUACACCCAGUUGGCGUGUUUUUCGGAAUAUUUUGCCUGGGUUUGCGCACAUUUUCCCGUUAGUGUACAAUAUGGCGCGCAUUUUGCCAUGUUAUUAAUACACUGUAUGAGUCCGACCGAGCCUCACAGUGGCCUCGUGGUUACCAUGUUGGCCACACAGUCAGGAGAUCGGGAAGAUCUGGGUUUGUAUCUCCCGUUUGGGCAUCUCUGUAUGGAGUUUGCAUGUUCUCCCCAUGCAUGUGUGGGUUUUCUCUGGGUAGUCCUCCCACAUUCCAAAAAUAUGCAUGUUAGUUUAAUUUAAGACUCUAAAUUAGGAGGCUCAAACUUGUUUUCACCGUGGGUUACCCUCUGGUUACCCUCAUAGAGCCACCUGUUACUGAAACCAUUCAUCCAUCCGUUUUCUAUGCCGCUUAUCCUCAUUCGGGUUAUGGGAGUAUGCUGGAGCCUGACUUCGAGUGAGAGGAGGGGUACAGGACUGGUCGCGAGCCAAUCGCAGGGCACACCUAUGGACAAUUUAGAGUCGGCGUUCUCCUGACUGUGUGACCAACAUGGUGACCACUAGACCACUGUGCGGCUGUGAAACCAUAUAAAUGUGUAAUCACCUCAUGACAACACUCGGGCUUAAUCACGGAUUACAAAUUCAUUAAUCACAAUGUCACACUAUGUUUGAAACAUGCCCGAUUUUACUGUAUUUUAUUGAAAAAAAAGAUAAAUGACAUGGCAGGAUUAUAUAUACAGUAUUUGUAUAUACUGUAUUAACAGCGCCAAAUUAACUGAAAAUGUAAAUCAAGUUAAGAGUUGGCACACAUGUCUGAACACUGGUUGCCUGACACUGGUUUCUUUAAUAGAAUAGAAUAUUUGAAUCAAUACUUUAACUGUGUUAUUAUGAGCAAUGAGGAGUUGCUUUCAAAGACAUCACUACUUAAAAGCAGCAAAUUCUACUUCGGCAUUAAGAGUUACAAAGUGAGUGAUAAGAAUAUCCACUUUUUGUUUUUCUUUGCAUUUCUGUUUAUUUAGACCAGACAUACACGCAUAAGAAAUGUUGAGACGUUCGUGUGUCCAUGAAUGCAUCUCGCAG
Messenger RNA from Dunckerocampus dactyliophorus (ringed pipefish), 8447 nucleotides. RefSeq names its product amyloid beta precursor protein (cytoplasmic tail) binding protein 2 (gene appbp2). The coding region runs from base 253 to 2028 and encodes 591 amino acids. Gene Ontology annotation, molecular function: protein binding. The transcript has 13 exons. The record is from RefSeq and is a predicted model, not a curated record. NCBI's taxonomy places the organism in Eukaryota, Metazoa, Chordata, Actinopteri, Syngnathiformes, Syngnathidae. Gene Ontology annotation, biological process: intracellular protein transport.